This is a messenger RNA of Lactuca virosa, 1557 nucleotides long. The record is from the annotation of a GenBank genome assembly. NCBI's taxonomy places the organism in Eukaryota, Viridiplantae, Streptophyta, Magnoliopsida, Asterales, Asteraceae.
AUGGUUCAGACCAUCCCUGUGAUCCUCUAUUGGUUUCUUUUGGUAUUCUAUAAUUUGUUAAGGGUUUAUGGGAAUGCUGAAGCUGAUGCAUUGAGGGUCCUAAAGGCACAAUUAUGCGAUCCUACGAAUAUUUUGCAAAGUUGGGAUCCUAUUAGUGUCAGUCCAUGUUCUUGGUAUCAUGUUACCUGUGACAAUUGGAAUAGAGUUACUAGAGUUGAUCUUCAAAACACAGGCUUGUCUGGUCAGUUAGUUAAGCAGCUUGGUCAACUUACAUCCUUACAGUACUUGGAGCUUCACGGUAGUAAUAUCACUGGAAGAAUUCCUAAGGAGCUUGGGAACUUAACGAACUUAGUGAGUUUGGAUCUUUACAUGAACCGGUUAGAAGGCAAGGCUUUGUCUCUGAUCUUUGUCUCUUUUUGCAAGGAUAGUCGUCUUAAUAACAACAAUUUGACGGGAACUAUUCCAAUUUCCUUAACUACUAUAGAUACACUAGAAAUUCUUGAACUAUCAAACAACAAUUUGAGCGGAGUUGUGCCUUUCUAUGGCUCCUUUAUGCAAUUCAUGCCCAACAGUUUUGCCAAUAAUCCCGACUUGACACUCGUGGUUGUUCCACAAGCUCAAGCUCCUUCACAAUCUCCUUCAGUGGGCAACAACCACACUGGAGCUAUUGUCGGAGCUAUUGCUGCUGUUGUUGUUCUCUUUAUUGCACUUGCUUUGUGGCGGGACAGAAAACAACAACUACAAGUUGAUUCUUUUACGUUUUUAGCUGAGGAGGACCCCAAAGUUCAUCUGAGACAAUUAAAGACGUUUUCUCUACGUGAACUACAAGCUGCAACCCAUGAUUUUAGCAACAGAAACAUUCUUGGUGAAGGUGCAUUUGGUAAAGUUUACAAAGGAUGGUUGGCUGAUGGUUCUCUGGUGGCUGUAAAGAGACUCACAGAUCGUGUUCAUGGUGGUGAAUUGCACUUCCAGAAGGAGGUUGAGAUGAUAAGCAUGGCGGUGCACCGGAAUCUACUUAGGCUGCAAGGAUUUUGCAUGACAUCAACUGAACGGUUGCUUGUUUAUCCAUACAUGGCCAAUGGCAGUGUUGCAUCUUUUCUAAGAGAUAGACAACCUGCACUUGAUUGGCCGACCAGGAAACGAAUUGCACUUGGAUCCGCAAGGGGCCUUGCCUAUCUGCAUGAUCAUUGUGACCCUAAGAUCAUUCACCGUGAUGUGAAAGCCUCAAAUAUCUUGUUGGAUGAGGAGUUUGAAGCAGUUGUCGUAGACUUUGGAUUGGCGAAACUCAUGAACUACAAGGAUACUCAUGUUACAACAGCCGUCUGUGGUACAAUUGGACACAUAGCGCCUGAGUAUCUAUCCACUGGGAGAUCUUCAGAAAAAUCCGAUGUUUUUGGGUACGGGGUGAUGCUUCUGCAACUCAUCAGUGGGCAACAAGCCUAUGAUCCUACUCGCCUUGCCAAUAAUCACAGCGAUGUCCUGUUGCUUGACUGGGUGAAAAGACUUUUAGGGGAUAAGAAAGUUGGAGAUGCUGGUGGAUGCGGAUUUAGAAGGUAA